Messenger RNA from Etheostoma cragini (Arkansas darter), 708 nucleotides. RefSeq names its product alpha-tectorin-like. The coding region runs from base 106 to 693 and encodes 195 amino acids. NCBI's taxonomy places the organism in Eukaryota, Metazoa, Chordata, Actinopteri, Perciformes, Percidae. The transcript has a single exon. The record is from RefSeq and is a predicted model, not a curated record.
AAGUAAGGUCUUUUAUCAAACUGGACUUUUUAUAUUACUAAAGGAGACUGUGAAGAAAUGUUAUUCAUUCACUAAAUUAAAAAAAUAUCUGUUAAUAUGUUUUAGAUGAACUACACAUUGUGGAAUCUCCCCAUCAACCUGGGCAAUGGCAAGGUGAAGCUAUCCCAGAGCGGCCUGUCUGUCAUUGUUGAGACAGAUUUUGGCCUGACCGUGCAGUAUGACUGGAAGGAGUAUCUUGUCAUCACAAUGUCGGGCAGUUUUUCUGGCAAGGUGUGUGGCCUGUGUGGCAACUUCAACGGUAAAAAGGAGGAUGACUUGGUGACUCCUGGCUCACAGAUGAGCAGUGUAGUGGCCCUGGGCAAGAGCUGGAGGGUUCCUAAUGCGAUGGAUGAUGCUCAUUGUCAAGAUGAAUGCUCGGGCCAGUGUGACACCUGUGAUAAUGAAAGAUUUUUUCACAGCCUGACUGCCAGGAUGUUCUGCAGUUUGCUCACUCACAUCAUGGAUGGACCACUCAGUGACUGUAAUGCUAUCAUUGACCCCAAAGUCUUUCAUGAGAUCUGUUUGUUUGAUAUGUGCAUGGGUGAGGGAAUGAAGUACUUCCUGUGUAACAGCUUGCAGGUUUAUGCCGACGCCUGUCAGAGGGCCGGCAUCAAAAUUCAUGACUGGAGGCACCUCGCCCAUUGCUGUGAGUAACCAAAGAGUUAGAAA